AUGCUGGCAUGGCAGCACGGCGGGGCCAAGGCGGCUCCCGCUCACCACAAGAUCUCCUUCUCUGUCCUGGACAUCCUGGACCCGCAGAAAUUCACCCGCGCCACGCUCCCAGUCGCGCGCCCUGCCCUCCCGGAAGCCAAGAAAAGUUUGGCAGAGGCCGAAGAGGGGAAGGACGCCAGCCUGGGGGACCUGGCCGGGCAUCGCGAGAGCCCUGGGCGCGCGCGCACCGCCUUCACCUACGAGCAGCUCGUGGCGCUGGAGAACAAGUUCAAGGCCACGCGGUACCUGUCGGUGUGCGAGCGCCUGAACCUCGCGCUGUCGCUCAGCCUCACCGAGACGCAGGUCAAGAUUUGGUUCCAGAACCGCAGGACCAAGUGGAAGAAGCAGAACCCCGGCGCCGACGGCGCGGCGCAGGCGGGGGGCGGCGCGGCGCAGCCGGGAGCAUCGGGGGCGGCGCCGGGCAGUGGCGGUGGCGCAGGGGGCAGCCCGGGCCCUGCGGGCCCCAGCGCUCUGCCCUUCCAGACUUUCCCGUCCUACUCGGCCGCCAACGUCCUCUUCCCCGCCGCCGCCUCCUUCCCGCUGACGGCCGCAGCCGCCGCCGGGGGUCCCUUUGCGCCCUUCCUCGGGCCCCCCUACCUGACUCCUUUCUAUGCCCCGCACCUAUGA
Condylura cristata (star-nosed mole) is the source of this 666-nucleotide messenger RNA. RefSeq names its product NK1 homeobox 2 (gene NKX1-2). Bases 1 to 666 code for a protein of 221 amino acids. The transcript is spliced from 2 exons. Gene Ontology annotation, molecular function: RNA polymerase II cis-regulatory region sequence-specific DNA binding; DNA-binding transcription factor activity, RNA polymerase II-specific. NCBI's taxonomy places the organism in Eukaryota, Metazoa, Chordata, Mammalia, Eulipotyphla, Talpidae. Gene Ontology annotation, cellular component: nucleus. Gene Ontology annotation, biological process: regulation of transcription by RNA polymerase II; cell differentiation. The record is from RefSeq and is a predicted model, not a curated record.